AUGAAACGAUCUCGCCUGGUGGCGCCUCUCUCAACCGGAAACAAGGACUCGUUGGCAGCCCAAAGACCCAUAACCCUGCUGGAAAACUCGCUCACCCCGUUGGGGUUCCCCCUCUGCUUCCUUCCGGCCCCACUCACAGUAAAGGCGCACCCUCCGUUGGUUACUGUUGCUGCUAGUAACAGGCAAUCCCUGAACUCCGCAGCCUCCGCCUCUGACCCCUCUGGUCCUAUUCCUAACCGGUACUGUAGAGCUCAUUCCAAAGUUUGA
Messenger RNA from Puccinia triticina, 267 nucleotides. RefSeq lists its product as uncharacterized. The transcript has a single exon. The record is from RefSeq and is a predicted model, not a curated record. Bases 1 to 267 code for a protein of 88 amino acids. Lineage: Eukaryota; Fungi; Basidiomycota; Pucciniomycetes; Pucciniales; Pucciniaceae.